GAAUGGAACCGUGUUGCUUGUGGGAAACAAAUAUUAUGUUACGGAAUCUUUUCAGAAAUAAACCACAGCAAGUGAAAGCUGAUUUAAGAACUCCACGAUGGGAGGCAAGCUGAGCAAGAAGAAGAAGGGGUACAAUGUGAACGAUGAGAAGGCCAAGGACAAAGACAAGAAGGCCGAGGGAGCAGGGACCGAAGAGGAGGGAACCCCGAAGGAGAAUGAGACCCAGGCGGCCGCGGAGACCACAGAGGUGAAGGAGGGCAAGGAGGAGAAGCCAGACAAGGAUGGCCAGGACGCGGCCGGCAAGCCCGAAGACAAGGAAGGCGACAAAGACACGGCGACCAAGGAAGACGCCCCGAAGGCAGAGCCUGAGCAGACGGAGGCACCGGCCGAGGGCAAGGCCGAGCCCCCGAAGGCCUCCGAGCCGGAGCCUGCUGCUGCUGCGGCCGGCGACGCGCCCAAGGCUGCGGAGCCCGAGGCCCCCGCCGAGGCCAAGGCCGACGACAAGGGCAAGGAGGCCGGGGAACCCACAAAGACUGAGGCUCCCGCAGCUCCUGCAGCGCAGGAGACGAAAAGUGACGGGGCCCCGGCUUCAGACUCAAAACCCAGCAGCACUGAGGCUGCGCCAUCGUCCAAGGAGAGCCCCGCAGCCACGGAAGCACCCAGUUCCACGGCCAAGGCCCAGGCCCCCGCGGCCCCCGCGGACGAGGUCAAGGCGGCCGAGGCGCCCGCCAGCUCCGAGCAAACCGUAGCAGUCAAGGAGUAACACGGACAGCCUAUGGAAACCGAGUCCACUUCCACCGCCUGUCUUUCUCUCUCUCUCUGUGUCUCUCUCUCUCUCUGUCUCUCUCUCUCUCUCUCCUAUACUAACUCGUUUCAAAUCCGAAGUAAUGAUAUGUAUUGCCCAAGACUAAAAAAAAUAAAAAAGGAUGUUGUCCCAUCGAGGGAGGGAGGGGGUGGGGAGAAUCCAAAUAGUAUUUUUGUGGGGAAAUAUCUAAUAUACCUUCAGUCAACUUUACCAAUCAGUCCUGGAUUUUAAAGAUCAAUGUCUGAAAGUACAGUACAGUUUUUGUGCCUGAACUGCUGUUACCUGCACUCCGCCGCUAAGAUCCGAAUAUCUUGUCUUCUGCAAGGGGGUUGGGAGUGAUGCGUUUGAUUCUGCCCACAGGGCCUCUGCCAAGGCAAUCAGAUCUUUCUGAAAGCAGUAUUUUCUGUGUUUUCUUUUUGAUUUACAGCUUUUCUUAUUUUGAUAUUUUUUUAAUGUUGCGGAUGAAUGCCAACUUUCAGACAGCCCACUUAGCCUGUCCACAUGUAUCUGGAUGCCAAGACUCCAUUCUUCCUCCCCAGGUAUUUUUGGGAGUAACAAGCAUUCUCUCAUCCUACUUAGCCUCCCUAGAUUUCUCAUGACGAGUUAAUGCAUGUCCGUGGUUGGGUGCACCCGUAGUUCUGUUUAUUGGUCAGUGGAAAUGAAAAAAAAAAAAAAAGUCUGCGUUCAUUGCAGUUCUGGCUUCUCUUCCAUUCUGUGUCACAGACGCCAACA
Messenger RNA from Suricata suricatta (meerkat), 1537 nucleotides. RefSeq names its product brain abundant membrane attached signal protein 1 (gene BASP1). The coding region runs from base 98 to 763 and encodes 221 amino acids. Gene Ontology annotation, molecular function: transcription corepressor activity; transcription cis-regulatory region binding. The transcript has 2 exons. Gene Ontology annotation, biological process: negative regulation of DNA-templated transcription. Gene Ontology annotation, cellular component: cytoplasm; nucleus. Lineage: Eukaryota; Metazoa; Chordata; Mammalia; Carnivora; Herpestidae. The record is from RefSeq and is a predicted model, not a curated record.